This is a messenger RNA of Daphnia magna, 732 nucleotides long. RefSeq lists its product as uncharacterized. The transcript is spliced from 3 exons. The record is from RefSeq and is a predicted model, not a curated record. NCBI's taxonomy places the organism in Eukaryota, Metazoa, Arthropoda, Branchiopoda, Diplostraca, Daphniidae. Bases 34 to 450 code for a protein of 138 amino acids.
CAGACUGAGCUAGACUUCUCCUAUUGGCAACGUAUGAAAUGGGCUUUGAUAAAACAAGGCGUCUUAUCUGCAUGGGCCCUUACGGAGACAAAGGGUCAAUGUAACGAAGUAUUUGAUUAUAGCGCUGAAGAUCUAUUUUACGAAAACCACUCUAACAGUUCGGAGAACUACCCUGUCAAUGAUUCGACCGAAUCAAGUCCAGCUGUUACAUCGCCAAUUAUUGAUGGGCUGAUUUUAAAGAAAGUUCAGUACAGUGGAGAUGAAAAAACUACAGAAAUAGCCGUCAUGGAUCCCGAUGCCGAGUGGAUAACGACAGAAAAUUUUCAGAAACCAGACUAUCCGCCUCUAAACAGCGGACUUUGGCCAGCCGUUUUAAUUGAAAAUCAGCCUGAGUCGGACCAAGUAAUAGGAAUCCCAAUUAUAUUCCAGCUGCUGAAGUCGCGCCACUGAUUGCGCCUUCACCGGCCACGUCGACUCGGAAUUAAGAAAAGCCAACCCCGACUGGGAAAGAAGAGUUGAUUGAGAUCAUCUUACCUGUAAAAUAUGGUCCACGUAAGAACUGUGUUGGCUCAUUACUUCUUUGACUUCCCACUGGACACGGCUCAUCAUGUUUGUUACAUGUUCUGAAUCAAGAUAUCUAUGGGCAACAAAACUGAAGAUCGGGGUACGUAGAUCAUGAGCCACUGAUGUAAUCUGCAAGAGAUAAGGAAUAAAUAUGAGCGGAAACAGCAA